Eutrema salsugineum is the source of this 978-nucleotide messenger RNA. Its product is annotated as MATH domain and coiled-coil domain-containing protein At2g42470. Lineage: Eukaryota; Viridiplantae; Streptophyta; Magnoliopsida; Brassicales; Brassicaceae. Gene Ontology annotation, molecular function: protein binding. The record is from RefSeq and is a predicted model, not a curated record. Bases 1 to 978 code for a protein of 325 amino acids. The transcript has 4 exons.
AUGGAGGAUCAAAAGCAGAUGAGUUUCACGUUUGAGAUAGAUAACUUCUCCGAGAAGGAAGGUCUGAUACUAUCUCCACAAUUCUCAAGCGGCGGCUGCAAAUGGAUUGUUCAGGUUUAUCCCAAAGGAGAUCGUGUUGAAGAUCACUUGUCUCUGUUCCUCACCGUUGCGAAUCCUGAAUCAUUGCGACUUGGGUGGAAAAGGAGCGCUAGUUUUUCAUUCGUUCUGUUGAAUCAAUCAGGCAAAGAGAUAGACACAACAUGUGAAUGGCCAUGCAGCUUGUUCUGCGCUCAGGUCUCAGGAUGGGGUUUUGCAAAGGCGGUGCCUCUUAAAAAGCUUCAAGAAAAAGGGUUUUUGGAGAAGAACAAACUGAUCGUUAAAGUCCAAGUAAAAGUAGCUGAAGUUGUUGAUGAAGCACAAGUAACCGGGAAGGAGAUGUUAGAUGUCAGAGGUUUCCAAGUUCUUUAUUCCCAGGCCGUUCCAGUUAGUUGGAUUUUCGAGGAACACCCUGACAUUGCAGUGAAUUUCAAACCAAAAAGCCAAUUGAUGAAGGCAACAUACAUGAAUAUACUCCUUGGUCUUAUCGAUACACUGAACAAGCCUCCACAUAGCUUAUCCGAGACUGAGCUAAGCAAUGGUCAGAACGAGUUGAUCGAUCUAACUGAAGUAGGCUUCAAGCUAGACUGGUUGAAAACAAAGCUUGAUGACGUUUCCUUGGAGAGGAAGAAAACAAAUGCUGAUGGUUCUCGAGUCAAAGAGCUCGAGGAACAAGUCAAGAAUCUCAACCUUGAACUGGACACAGAGAAGGCCAAGUCUGCUACUUCUGCUGCUAAAGUUAUGUCAUUAGAGCAGACGGUGUCUGAUCUCAGAGCUGAGCUGAGCAAGGAGAAGGCCAAAUUUAAAGACGUGUUCGAGGGUGUUCUUCACUCUUGGGAAGUAUUGAAUUACUCAGAUCUCAGUAUUCAAAAAACAGAGUAA